Molecule: messenger RNA, 645 nt
Organism: Bathycoccus prasinos
Lineage: Eukaryota; Viridiplantae; Chlorophyta; Mamiellophyceae; Mamiellales; Bathycoccaceae
Exons: 1
Coding region: 1-645 (214 amino acids)
Biological process (GO): mitochondrial respiratory chain complex II assembly; mitochondrial electron transport, succinate to ubiquinone; protein-FAD linkage
Cellular component (GO): mitochondrion
Source: RefSeq, a predicted model, not a curated record
AUGAGCGCGUUUCGUGUCCUUCUUCGAGCGCUGGCGAGGAGAGAACAACGACAACAACAACAACAACAACAACUGCUGUUCUCGUCGUCGUUUACAUCGUCGUCGACGCUUCUUUCUCGCACACUUCUUCUCGGAGGAGGAGGAGGAGGAGGAGGAGGAGGAACUCCCGGCGUGGCGGUGACAAAAAAGAAAGCAGCUUUGUCGACGUUUUCGCGCGUUUCUUCUUCUUCUUUGUCUUCUUCUUCUUCUUUUUCGAACAACAACUACGACGAGGAAAAGGAAGAGCACAGAAAAAGAUUGAUAAACAAAACGCUCUACCGCGCGAAACAGAGAGGGUUUCUCGAACUCGACGUGGUCGUCGGGGAGUGGGCCGAGAGAAACUUGAACGCGAAAACGACGAGCGAUUCGUUUUUGACUCAAUUCGCAAAAGUUUUGGAAGAGGAAAAUCCAGAUUUGUACUCGUAUUUGACUGGACAAAGCGAAGCGCCGAAAUAUUUAAGAGAGGAAAACGAGGCGUAUAAAGCGCUGAAAGCGCACGUGAUGAAGUUUUUAGACGAGAAGAGCGACGAGAAGACGAGAGCAAAGUUUGGGAAGGAGUGGGUCAGGGGGUGGAACGACGGCUCUUCCGAGGGGGGCAACCAGUAG